This is a messenger RNA of Amoebophrya sp. A25, 1241 nucleotides long. The record is from the annotation of a GenBank genome assembly. Lineage: Eukaryota; Dinophyceae; Syndiniales; Amoebophryaceae.
AGGCAGGUGUACUUUUUUGGACGAAUACGUGCGAGUUGUCGUCGUCGUAGAGUUUGACCUAAAGAUAAGGACUUAAAGCGCUAGCUGUUGUGGUUGCUCUCACUCAAUGAGAUAACUUGUAUCUUUCUUGUAAGCAAAUUAUACUUACUUAUCAAGUUUUUUAACGACUAUCUUCUACGUCGUGCUUCAACCAUUGUGUAAGCGAACUUCUCCUUCCAAUCAAUCUUCUUGAAAAAUGAGGCCCCUAUCAGAAGAAGAAUUGAAGCUCUUCCUUGAGAAGUUGUCGAGGUACAUAGGAACCGGAGUGCGACAGCUUGUGGAGCGAGCAGACGAACCUCAUGUUUUCCGACUUCACAAUCAGCGAGUCUACUAUGUCGGAGAAUCACUGCUGAAGAAAGGUACUUGCUUACCCACCAAAGCUUUCUCAACAAAAAUAUUUAGACAAUGAUAAGUAUGAGUGGCUAGGUACAAUAAAUCCAUUGUUAUGAUAGUGAAGCGUAACUUCGACUUCAAUUAAACGAUCCUAAAGCUAGACAUUUCCCACCCUCCUCGGUUUAUCCACAUCAUCACCUCCUGAAAAUCAGCCGGCUGCGCCGCUCGCAAGAACCUCGCUUCCCUUGGCGUUUGCUUCGGCAAAUUUACCCAUAGUGGCAAAUUUCACCUUCAAAUUACGUGCUUGGAUUUUUUGGCUAGGCUUGCGAAGUACAAAGUCUGGCUCAAACCUGGUGGCGAACAACAUUUCCUCUACGGAAACCACGCAGUGAAAGCGCAUUUGCGAAGAAUCACGGAAGAUGUCCCAAGGAAUGCAGGUGUGGUCAUUUUCAGCGAACAAGGGGAUUUGCCGUUAGGCUUUGGGACAGCAGCGAAGAGCACAUCAGAAUGCAGAGACGCACCAGCGGAGGCUAUUGUGGUCUACCACCAGAGCGACAUUGGAGAAUACUUGAGGGACGAAAGUAACUUGGUGUAAAACAAGAACCAUGUUGUUGAUGACAUUCUCCUUAAGGGUUAUUGACAUCAUAUUAUGGGUCUCGUAGUUCCUGUUGAGCGACCCAGAUGGACACCUCCAUCGAUCAUGGAUCCUCGACUAAGCACAACGUACAAUGAAGUUUAUCGGGAAAGAUCACGCCUUUUUACAUAUGCUUGCGCCAAACAAGCACUGGAAUAGUUUUAUUUGCAUCAGGGAAACGACCACAAGAAAAUGAAAACCCUGUCGACGUCUUCGACAGUAUGCAGGACUAGGG